Molecule: messenger RNA, 1746 nt
Organism: Elephantulus edwardii (Cape elephant shrew)
Lineage: Eukaryota; Metazoa; Chordata; Mammalia; Macroscelidea; Macroscelididae
Gene: KLHDC4
Product: kelch domain containing 4
Exons: 12
Coding region: 1-1746 (581 amino acids)
Molecular function (GO): protein binding
Source: RefSeq, a predicted model, not a curated record
AUGGGCAAGAAGAGCAAGAAGGAGAAGAAGGGCCGUGGGGCCGAGAAGACGGCGGCCAAGAUGGAGAAGAAGGUGUCCAAGCGCGCGCGCAAGGAGGAGGAAGACCUCGAGGCUCUGAUAGCCCAGUUCCAGAUGCUAGACGCCAGAAAGACUCAGGUGGUAGAGACACUGUGUCCCCCACCUUCUCCCAGGUUGAACGCGUCGCUCUCCGCUCACCCCGAAAAAGACGAGUUGAUCCUUUUCGGAGGUGAAUAUUUCAAUGGCAAAAAAACAUUUUUGUACAACGAGCUGUACACCUACAACAUCAGGAAGGACACGUGGACGAGGGUGGAAAUCCCUGGCCCUCCCCCCCGGCGCUGCGCUCACCAGGCCGUGGUGGUGCCUCAGGGCGGUGGGCAGCUGUGGGUAUUUGGAGGGGAGUUUGCCUCUCCCAACGGGGAGCAGUUCUACCACUACAAGGACCUCUGGGUGCUGCACUUGGCCACCAAGACCUGGGAACAGAUCAGGUCCACAGGGGGCCCCUCGGGUCGGAGUGGACACCGCAUGGUCGCCUGGAAGCGACUGCUGGUUGUCUUUGGCGGCUUCCAUGAAAGUACAAGAGACUACAUUUAUUACAACGAUGUGCACAUCUUUAACCUGGACACCUUCACGUGGACCAAGCUGUCGCCCUCGGGGAUGGGCCCCAGCCCCAGGUCAGGCUGCCUGAUGUCGGUCAGCACCCAGGGUGGCAUCGUCAUCUACGGAGGCUACUCGAAGCAGAGGGUCAAGAAGGACGUGGACAGGGGCACUCUGCACUCGGACAUGUUUCUGCUGAAGCCCGAGGACGGGAAGGAAGGCAGGUGGACCUGGACGAAGAUUCACUCCUCAGGCGUCAAGCCCACCCCGAGAUCUGGCUUCUCAGUGGCCAUGGCCCCGAAUCAGCACAUGCUGCUGUUCGGGGGGGUAUGUGACGAGGAGGAGGAGGAGAGCCUGGAGGGCGAGUUCUUCAGUGACCUGUACUUGUACGACUCAGCCAAGAACCGCUGGUUUGCAGGGCAGCUCAAGGAGCCCAAGGCGGAUAAGAGGAAGCGACGAAGGCGUGGCAGGAGGGAGGAGUCCCCGGGCGAGGAAGACACCCCAGGAAAGGAGCCUGGCCCCCCAGAGCCCCGGGAGGUGGUCCGUCAGGUGACCACGGAGGAUGGCACAGUUGUCACCAUCAGACAGAUGCUCCCUGCUGUGGGCGGGGUGGGCAGACCGGCGUGCGCAGACAAGGAUGUGGACGUGGAAGAGGACGGGCCUCCCGUGGUCGCCCCGUGUCCUCGCUGCAGCGCCAUGCUGGCCGUGAAGCAUGGGCAGCUGUACGUCUACGGGGGCAUGUUCGAGGCGGGAGACCGGCAGUUCACCCUCAGCGACCUCUACCGCCUGGACCUGCAGAAGAUGGAUGGCUGGCAAGCCCUGGUGGAGAUGGACCCGAGGGCUCAGGAGUGGCUGGAGGAGAGCGACUCAGAGGAGGAUGAAGAGGAAGAGGAGGGCACGGAACAGGAGAGCAGUGAGGAGGACGCAGAUGAGGUGUCCCCACCGGUGGAACAUGCAGAGAGCUUUGAGGACUAUGUGUCCAGGACCGAGGCCCACUGGACAGCACGUGCCCGGGAGGGCCUGGGCCCCAACGCCAAGGACAAGAAGGUGCUGAGGGCUGCUCACACGAUGGCCAGGACGUUUUAUGAAAGCUCGAUGCCAGACACCACCCCAAGACAGCCGUCAGACUGA